Sphenostylis stenocarpa is the source of this 765-nucleotide messenger RNA. NCBI's taxonomy places the organism in Eukaryota, Viridiplantae, Streptophyta, Magnoliopsida, Fabales, Fabaceae. The record is from the annotation of a GenBank genome assembly.
AUGGCGGAGCACCACGAGCACGAGGAGGCGAAGGGUGAAUCGUUGUUGGACAAGAUUUCCGCGAAGAUCCACGACCACGAUUCUUCGUCUUCGUCGGAUUCCGACAACGAGAAAACCGGGCCCUCUGAUUCCUUCAAGUCAAAGGUUUUCAGGCUUUUCGGAAGGGAAAAGCCCAUUCACCAUGUUCUUGGCGGUGGAAAACCGGCUGAUGUUUUUCUAUGGAGAAAUAAGAAGAUAUCAGCAUCGACACUCGGAGUUGCUACAGCUAUAUGGGUUCUGUUUGAAUUGCUUGAGUACCAUCUUCUCACUUUGGUUUGUCACUUCGUGAUACUUGCUCUCGCGGGGUUGUUCUUGUGGUCCAAUGCAUCUACAUUCAUCAACAAGAGUCCGCCCAAGAUCCCACAGGUGCACAUUCCAGAGCAGCCUGUAUUACAAUUUGCCUCUGCUCUGAGAAUUGAGAUCAAUCGGGCUUUUUCAGUAUUAAGGGAUAUUGCAUCUGGAAGGGAUCUCAAGAAGUUCUUAUCUGUUAUUGCUGGACUAUGGGUUUUCUCUAUUCUGGGGAGUUGCGCUAACUUCUUGACGUUGUUUUACAUAGCUUUUGUUUUGCUCCACACUGUGCCUGUGAUAUAUGAGAAAUAUGAAGAUCAAGUGGACUCUUUUGGUGAGAAGGCGAUUGCCGAGAUUAAGAAGCAAUAUGCAGUGUUUGAUGCCAAGGUUUUGAGCAAGAUACCCAAAGGACCUUUAAAAGAUAAAAAGAAAGAUUGA